AUGGACGUGGUGAUGGUAGAGAGGCAGGAUUCGAAAGUCAUCUUCUGGCAUAAAACCCGAGUCAUUAUCAUGAUUUUAAGGCAAUUUUUUUCUUCUUUCUAGUACAGAACAGCCUUGGUUACAGUAUGUUCUGCAUGGCGACCGUCUCGGCCAACUCGAUAUCCGUCAAUUUCACGAUUAUUUGCAUGGAUGACGUCAUCGCUGAGCAGAAGGGCAACUCGACAGGUUUCAAGUUUGAAGCUGAAAAAAUUGGCAAACGCUACCAAAAAAAAAUAUUAUAGUUGAGAAUAAUUUUUUGCUUUCAAAUCACUGUAAGUAUGAAAAUAUAACUUUCUCAGAGGAAUUAAGAAAAUCUUAAAAUAUCGACGCCCUUUCAAGUCGCGAAAAACGGACAAUAACGAAAAUUGCCCCUUUUAGCGAACAAGAAAUUCAAAAGUGUAGUUGAUCAAGUUGAAAGCAUGGUCUUACGGUUCCUUGCUGUGCUGGAGCCCGAGACCGUGCUCUAUGGAAGCCUUGAAGCAACCACAGAAAAGUGAAAUCUUGACACUGACCAAACGUUUCUUGAUAGAACCCCACUGGCUGGAGAACAACCAAGACGUCUCGUUGCUUUUCUCGGCGAACGCCAUCGGCCAGCUGUUGGGCGUGCUGCCGUCGGUUCAUCUACUAACCCACCUUGGCGUCAGGAAGACCCUGACGGCCUACGGAGCCGCCUCGGCCCUCGGCACGAUUUUCUUCCCGGCAGCCGUCGAUUUCGGCCUCCCGGCGGUGCUAAUCACCCGAGUUCUCCAUGUUUGGAGAUUCUUACGAAUUCAACGAAUUUUUCCAAUUUUUCAGGGAAUCGGCAUCAGCACGUUGUUCUCGGCGAUGGGCGCCAUUUCUGCGGGUUGGUCGCCGAAUAGCGAAAUCAGCACUUACCUGGCCGUCUUGUCCAGCUCCUUUCAGGUGAUUUCAAAAAAGGGCAAAUUCUUCUGGGCCUCUGUCUCUGUCUUUCUCGGUGUUUCUGGCCUUCUGCCAAAGUCAUCUCUUCACAUUUUUAUUUUCAUGUUCUCUUUUUCCAAUCUUUAAAAUAGAACAAAAAUGUUAUCAGAUGAGCUUCAUCGUCACGAAUCCCGUGGCCGGCCUCAUGUGCGAGUCUUCCCUCGGCUGGCGAACCCUUUACUACAUUCUCAGUGGGAUGACCGUUUUCUUCUUCGUGCUCUUCUACUUUUUCUACGCCGACUCGCCGAGUCUCCAUAGGUUUUGAAUUAGUCGGAAAUUUUAGGGGCAGGGGCAAAAUUAUGGGUCCAUGAAGCUGUUUUAUUUGAAUUACUUACCAAGUAAGGCUUCAGAAAUGUCAGCGGCAAGGAGUUGAACAAGAUCAACAGCGGAAAAGCGCCCCAAUCUAAAAAAGGCGUCCCUUACAAGGCGAUGGUCCGCGACAAAGUCGUUCUGGGGAUCUGGACCACUGUAAGUCGAUUUUUUCUUGUCAAACUGGGUAUUAAAGAAAGACAAAGUCCAUGAAGGUCUCAGGGCGAUCAGUAUUUUUUAGACACAGCUGCGCUUUUAAACUUGAAAAAGAAUUGAUCUUGUUUCGAGAAAACGGAACUUGGUCCGAAAUGCAACGUAUUUUUUCGAGAUAGAGAUAGAGUUUAGGACCUUUUCGGGUCAUUUUCUAGGCUUUAAUAAAAUCAAAAGAACUUGGACGAAGUUCAUGAAGGUCUUAAGGCGAUAAGCUUUUUUUUAGACACCGCUGCGCUUUUAAUUUUGCAGAGACGAUUCUACUUACAUUGUUUCUUGAAAAAAAACCGGAACUUGGUCCAAAACGCAACGAAAUUGCUUCGAAAUAGGACCGUUUCGGAGCAUUUUUGAGGCUUGAACCAUUUUUUGUAAUGAAACAUCUCACGUUUCUCCAAUAAACAUGCAAGCAAUAAAAAUAGCAUAGAAGCUGAUCCAAAGUUUUUAGAGGUCUCGAGGCGAUAAGCAUCUCUUCAGACACCGCUGCGUCUUUAAAUUUUCAAAAAAUCGAUCACUUAUGGCAUUUUUAUCAAAAAACAAGACUUGGCAAUGAAAUCGCUCGGAAAAAAAAAUUAGGACUGCUUCGGAGCAUUUUUGAAGCGACAAUGUACCUUUUUUUGCUGUUUUGAAACAGGCUAAGUUUCUCCAAAAUAAAAAAGUCCUAAUUGUCAGGUCAUCGGCGGAAACCUCGGCUUCUUCAUGCUGAUGUUCUACGGGCCAAUUUACCUCAAUAAGGUUAUUUAUUAUUCAUUCGAUAUGAUUCAACAACUUUUCCCGUUUGUUCUGCAAAAAACACCGUAUACCAAAUAUGACCAAAAGUCGCUUCAAGACCUGUGUUUACAGUAGAGGAAUAAUUUUCACAACAUUUUUCUGUUCCUUUUGAGGGCAGUGUUGUGUAUAUAGAAUAAAAGAUAACGUGGGAGAUAAAACCACUAUAUAAAGAGCGGUCUCACAGGCUCUGAACAAUCGCCUCACCGCUGCACCGGAGUCGGACGAUGACAUGCCGGAGCACGACAGUACCCCGCCCUCGGCCGUUGCCUCUACUACUUGACUCUUCAUCUUAUUUGCUUACCAUUGAAUAAAUGAUGUAAGCAGUUCUGGAUUCAGUAUGAUUGUACACAUACUUAAAAGUGGCGAUCAGGAUGAGACUUUUAAGUAUGUGUACAAUCAUACUGAAUCCAGAACUGCUUACAUCAUUUAUUCAAUGGUAAGCAAAUAAGAUGAAGAGUCAAGUAGUAGAGGCAACGGCCGAGGGCGGGGUACUGUCGUGCUCCGGCAUGUCAUCGUCCGACUCCGGUGCAGCGGUGAGGCGAUUGUUCAGAGCCUGUGAGACCGCUCUUUAUAUAGUGGUUUUAUCUCCCACGUUAUCUUUUAUUCUAUAUACACAACAGGCAGAGGUCGUUUUUUCAAAAGCAAAGUUAAAAAAGCGACGUUCAACGGGUCUUUUGGUCUUUUAAAAGCCUCGGAACGUUUUUUUUAUGUACUUUGUUAAAUAUAUAUUUUUUAAAGGUCUUGAAGUUGAACGUGACGGAAACUGGCUUCGCCAACGCCCUUCCUUAUGUUUUCGCAGCACUCGUCAAGAUGAUCGCCGGUCCUUUGUCCGAUUAUUCGACUUGUAUUUCGGAAAGGGUACGGAAGUUAUUUCAACUUGAGAAAUUUUCUGAAACUACAUUUUUGACAUUUUUAGGGGUUUUUUUGCUCUCAUUUCAGUGCUUUGAAACUUUUGAAACUUUGAAAUUUUUAUUCAGUCUUCAGAGUAUGUUCUCUUCUGAAUCAUGAAAUAAUUGAAGAGCGCACUUCAUUUCAGUGCCUCUUGUCUGAAUUAAGUUAGAAAAAUCAAAUUUCAGCUGCGAAUGAUAAUGUUCGCCUCCGUUUCACAAGGCGCUCUGGCCCUAGGUCUCGUAGUCAUGUCAUUGGUAUUUUAUUCCAAAAAAAAAUUUCGAACUAUCAAUUUUUCAGACAACCAACCGUUAUAUUGCUCAAACAGCCUUCACAUUUGCAAUAGUUUUGGCCGGAUGCAACAUUGUCGGAGUGAUAAAGUGUGCUCAAAUGGUGAGAGCUUAGAAAUGAUCAGAAAUCAGUCGAUUCCCCUUAGACCUCGGUAAAGUGAGGGAAAGGCUCAAAAAAAGCCCCAGAAAGGUAGAAAAAAGUACCUUUAUCGAGCCUUCCAUUUUGUCUAUAAAAAACAUAAUGGUGGAAAAAGAGGCAGCAAAAAUGGUGCAUAAUAGCCGAGGAUAUGGCGCAAAAAGGCUGCAAAAAAGGAGCUUUUGUCAUCCUAAAAGGAAAAUUUCUAUGGAGCCUUUUCCGUACUUUACUGACGAGAGAUAUUGAAAAAAAAAGUAUAAUCAUUUAAAUUCAGGUAGCUCGACAAUAUGUCCAUUUCGUGAUGGCGGUGAUUUCUUUCCUGGCCUGCAUUAGUACAUUUGUUCUACCUUUCAUCGUUGGAUACACCUGUCCUAACAACACCGCCGAAGAGGUUUUUUUUACAAGCAGCUCUGGAAUUUUUUAAAGGAGCAUGAAGAACAUCGCUGCGCCUUUAAACACCGCAGAAAUUUUUAAAUUUUCUCCAACUUCAUGGUUAAUAUACUUUCAGUGGUCACGGUUCUUCCUUGUCAUUGCUGGGAUUAUCGUCCUCACAAACUUAACAUUCCCCUUCGUGGCUACAACUGAGCCAGCGGCCUACACUCUUCCUGGCUGGACGCCAAAAGGAAAAGUCCAAGACACACAAUAA
Molecule: messenger RNA, 4225 nt
Organism: Caenorhabditis auriculariae
Lineage: Eukaryota; Metazoa; Nematoda; Chromadorea; Rhabditida; Rhabditidae
Source: the annotation of a GenBank genome assembly